Messenger RNA from Athene cunicularia (burrowing owl), 1889 nucleotides. RefSeq names its product pantetheinase-like. The transcript is spliced from 8 exons. NCBI's taxonomy places the organism in Eukaryota, Metazoa, Chordata, Aves, Strigiformes, Strigidae. Gene Ontology annotation, molecular function: hydrolase activity, acting on carbon-nitrogen (but not peptide) bonds, in linear amides. The coding region runs from base 210 to 1712 and encodes 500 amino acids. The record is from RefSeq and is a predicted model, not a curated record.
UUUGCAGUGAUUGCUGGGUUGCAGCCAUGACCCUUCAUACAGGCUUCUCCACAGCAUGAUUAACACUUCAAAUUAGGAGUACUCUUCCAUGCACAAGAAAAGGGUCAGAAUCACAAUCUGAAGGAGACUACCUCUGCAGCUAAACUGAUUUAGCAUCAGACCGCAUCCUGUUUCACAAAAAGCAUUCUAGGAGCUGUGAGGCACCAGCCAUGCUCCCUUCCCAGACUCUCCUGCACACUGCAGUGCUCGCACUCGCAGUCCUUCAGGCCCUUGCCUCUGACACCUUCAUUGCAGCCGUCUACGAGCACGCAGUCAUCCUGCCAGAUGCCGCUGCUGAACCUGUUUCUCCUGAGGAUGCUUUGGCCCUGAUGAACAGAAACAUGGAUGUCUUGGAAGAGGCCAUCAAGGAAGCUGCCCAGCAGGGCGCCCACAUCAUUGUGACUCCUGAAGACGGCAUUUAUGGCUGGCGUUUCACGAGAGAAACCAUCUACCCCUACCUGGAGGAUAUCCCUGAUCCAGCAGUGAACUGGAUUCCCUGCACCGAUCCCACAAGAUUUGCUCCAACACCAGUGCAGGAACGACUCAGCUGUAUGGCUAGGAAUAACUCCAUCUAUGUGGUUGCAAACAUCGGGGACAAGAAGCCAUGUAACUCCAGUGAUCCCGGCUGCCCCAGUGAUGGUCACUAUCAGUACAAUACCAACGUCGUCUUUGACUCAGAGGGGAAACUGGUGGCUCGUUACCACAAGUAUAAUCUAUUUAUGUCAGAAAUUCAGUUUAAUUAUCCAAAAGAGCCAGAAGCCAUCACCUUUGAGACCCCCUUCGGAAAGUUUGGCAUUUUCACUUGCUUUGACAUCCUCUUCCGUGAGCCUGCUGUGGUCCUGGUGAGCGAGUUGCAGGUGGACACCGUGCUUUUCCCCACAGCUUGGAUGAACGUCCUGCCAUUUCUGACUGCUGUUGAGUUUCACUCUGCCUGGGCUAUUGGCAUGGGUGUCAACUUCUUAGCUGCUGAUACACACUACACCAACAUGUCUAUGACAGGAAGCGGUAUUUAUGCACCAGAUGGAGCCAGAACAUACUACUACAAUAUGAAAACUGAGGAUGGUCGCCUCCUUGUUGCUGAACUAGACUCACACCCUCGCCCUUCUCCUGCCUCCCUGCCCGCUGUCAACUGGAGCUCAUAUGCUUUGAGUGUUGGAAGAUUCUCACCAAAUGACUAUGAUUUCGGAGGACUCAUCUUCCAUGACUGGUUCACUUUCACUGAACUCACUAAGCGUGAGGGGAAUUUCACUGUUUGCCAGAAGGACCUCUGCUGUCAUUUGAGCUACAAGAUGGCAGGGAAACAGGAAGAUGAACUUUAUGUUCUGGGUGCUUUUGAUGGGCUUCAUGUUGUUGAAGGACAGUACUAUCUGCAGAUAUGCACGCUGCUCAAAUGCAAGAGCACAGAUCCCAGCACGUGUGGGCAGCCAGUGGAGAUGGCUCAGACCAAGUUUGAGAGGUUCUCCCUCAGUGGCACAUUUGGCACCAACUAUGUCUUUCCAGAAGUCUUGUACAGUGGGGUGCAGCUGGCCCCCGGGGAGUUUGAGGUAUUGAAUGAUGGCCGCUUGAUAAGUAAGACAGGACCAACAAAACCAGUUGUCACUGUGACGCUUUUUGGACGAUGGUAUGAAAAGGAUCAUCUGAAACAAGAUCCACAACCUCCAACCUUCCCAUAAUAUUACCAUAAGUGAAGCUGCAUACUACUAAUCUUAUGUCCAAAUGAGAUACAGCAUCCUCUAGUAUAACAAUUCCAAUUCUGUUUUUUAUUUUCCAGCUACACAAACUUCUUAUCAAUGUACUUUGUUUAGUAGUCAUUCAGCAAUACGAUUUUAUUGCUCCCAUUUAUUGAGAAG